GCAUGUCAAUUUCCACCAAAGAACUCGCGGUGAUUUCGCAUCUCUGAGCGCGCAGAGAGAUGCUGGGUUCGGAGGUUGUGCCUGAAUGAAGAUUUGCCUUACUAAAUGUGUGCAUUUUGAAUUGUUUUGAGAAUAAAUACUUUUGCUGUUCUACUUUGAAUAAGGUUCAAGACAAAAAAAAAAUUAAACACCCCACAUCUUCUUCACGCCUCUCUCUGUGGAAUCUACCUUUUGACCAUCUCUGAUCCCUUCUGACCACCAACCCCUAGCCGUUAGACCCCUCACCACCCGCCGCCACCAUGCCUAAAAACAGCAAGGUGACCCUGGGUCUACCUCACAGUGAUCCCGUCACUGAGUCAGUGGCGGACCUCCUGACCCUGGCCGAGCCCCUCGACUAUAAGAGCAGCCGGAUGAGUAUGGGCCUCAGCCCCGGGGCCCAGCCAGCCAUGGGCAAGGGCCUGCUGCCUUCCCCAGGGGACGAGGAGGGGAGGCCAGCCUGGAACAGCAAGCUGCAGUACAUCCUGGCCCAGGUUGGGUUCUCUGUGGGGCUGGGCAACGUCUGGAGGUUCCCCUACCUGUGUCAGAAGAACGGAGGAGGUGCAUACCUGGUCCCGUACUUCAUCCUCCUCAUCCUCAUCGGGAUCCCUCUGUUCUUCCUGGAACUGGCGGUGGGACAGAGGAUUAGGAGAGGCAGCAUCGGGGUGUGGAACUAUGUUUACCCUCAGCUAGGAGGCAUCGGGGUUUCCAGUCUAAUGGUGUGUGGCUUCGUGGGCCUGUACUACAACGUGAUCAUCGGCUGGAGUAUCUUCUACUUCUUCCAGUCAUUCCAGUACCCACUGCCCUGGGCAGAGUGCCCCAUCAGGGUGGUCAACGGGAGCCAAGCCAUCAUCGAGCCGGAGUGUGAAAAGUCUUCUGCCACCACCUACUUCUGGUACCGGCAGACCUUGAACAUCACCAGCACCAUCGAGGACAGCGGAGGCCUGAACUGGAGGAUGACCCUGUCCCUGUUCGCCGCCUGGCUCAUCGUCUGUCUGGCAGUGAUCAAGGGCAUCCAGUCAUCCGGGAAGGUGAUGUACUUCAGCUCUCUCUUCCCCUACGUGGUGUUGAUCUGUUUCCUCGUCAGAGGCCUGAUGCUCAAAGGAUCUGUUGACGGCAUCGCUCACAUGUUCACCCCAAAGUUGGAGAAGAUGCUGGAGCCCCAGGUAUGGAGGGAGGCAGCCACCCAGGUGUUCUUCGCCCUGGGGUUAGGGUUCGGAGGGGUCAUAGCCUUCUCCAGCUACAACAAGCGGGACAACAACUGCCACUUUGACGCAGCGCUGGUCUCCAUCAUCAACUUCAUCACCUCCAUCCGUACGCUGGUGGUGUUCGCCGUGCUGGGGUUCAAGGCCAACAUCAUGAACGAGAAAUGUGUUGUGGAGAAUGCUGAGAAGAUCCUAGGUUACCUGAACACAGGUGUGUUGAGCCAUGAUCUGAUCCCUCCCCAUGUCAACUUCUCUCACCUGUCAGCUGUUGACUAUCAGGAGAUGUAUGGAGUGAUCAAGACUGUGAAGGAGGACAGCUUCGAUCAGCUGGGACUGGACCCCUGUGUCCUGGAGGACGAACUCAACAAGGCAGUGCAGGGAACAGGCCUGGCCUUCAUUGCCUUCACUGAGGCCAUGACCCACUUCCCUGCCUCUCCGUUCUGGUCCGUCAUGUUCUUCUUCAUGCUGAUUAACCUGGGGCUGGGGUCCAUGAUCGGCACCAUGACAGGGAUCACCACACCUGUGCUGGACGCCUUCCCCAAGAUACGCAAGGAGUUCCUCUGUGUUGGUUGUUGCAUUGUGGCGUUCUUCUGCGGCCUGCUGUUUGUCCAGCGCUCCGGGAACUACUUUGUAACCAUGUUUGAUGACUACUCCGCCGGCCUGCCGCUCACUGUGGUGGUCAUACUGGAGAAUAUAUCUGUGGCCUGGAUCUAUGGCACCAAGAGGUUCAUGCAGGACCUAGAGGACAUGUUGGGUUUCAGACCCUACUCUUUCUAUUUCUAUAUGUGGAAGUACGUGUCUCCUGCCUGUCUCACCGUGCUCAUCGUGGCCACUGUGAUAGAGAUGGCCGUCAGUCCUGCUGGGUACAACGCCUGGGUGGAGGAACUGGCAUCGGAGAAAUUCCUCUCCUACCCUCCGUGGGCUCUGGGCGUGGCCUACUCCCUCAUCAUCGCCGCCAUGCUUCCUCUCCGCGUCUUCAUCGCCCGCCACUUCAACCUGCUCUCUGACGGCUCCAACAAGCUGUCCGUCUCCUACCGUAAAGGCAUGACCAAGGACCUCUCUGGCCUAGAGGAGGAGAACGAGUCCCGCUUCAUCCUCAGUAAAGGCACCCCCAGCCCCAGCCCCAACCCUUCGCCCAUGCCCUCUCACCGCCCCUACCUGGGGCCCGGCGGAGCCCAGGAGAUGACCAACACGGCUGGAUAUGGUACCGGGACACCGACCAAGACGGGUUAUCAGAAUAUUAAUUCGCCAGAGUCCGAACUAUGAUCGAUCUGAUGAAUGAAGCACAAGAAACCCUAUCUAAUCAAACACAACACAACACAACCCCUCCAGAGAGAGAGAGAGAGAGAAAGAGCACUCUCUCUACUGUUCACCUAGAUGUAAAGCACAGCCCCCCCCCUCUACUGUUCACCUAGAUGUAAAGCACAACCCUCCGCACUCCCCAUACCAUAGAGCAUCUCUGAGCCUUAACACACUUUCAUUCUAAUCUAAAACAACCUCCCCACAUCGCCCCCUAAUCCAAACAAAACCGUGGCCCUAACAAGCCCAGCAGAGCCACUACCAAUGAUGAUGUCAGUCCUCGUCCUACAUCACUCAGAGGCACAGAGGAAGAAGGAGGCCCCCAUUUUAAUUCAGUCUUAGAAGGCAGGCAGGGGGUGAUUCAUCUGAGCACAGAUAAACCAAGCAGCUAGCAUUUUGAUCAUCAGGCAGCGUGUGUGUGUAUGUUUGUCGUAGUGCAUACGUGAAUG
Molecule: messenger RNA, 2989 nt
Organism: Coregonus clupeaformis (lake whitefish)
Lineage: Eukaryota; Metazoa; Chordata; Actinopteri; Salmoniformes; Salmonidae
Product: sodium-dependent neutral amino acid transporter SLC6A17
Biological process (GO): sodium ion transmembrane transport; L-leucine transport; glycine transport
Cellular component (GO): synaptic vesicle; plasma membrane
Source: RefSeq, a predicted model, not a curated record